This is a messenger RNA of Drosophila ananassae, 1086 nucleotides long. RefSeq names its product general transcription factor IIE subunit 2 (gene TfIIEbeta). Gene Ontology annotation, biological process: transcription initiation at RNA polymerase II promoter. The transcript has 5 exons. The coding region runs from base 125 to 1003 and encodes 292 amino acids. The record is from RefSeq and is a predicted model, not a curated record. Gene Ontology annotation, cellular component: transcription factor TFIIE complex. NCBI's taxonomy places the organism in Eukaryota, Metazoa, Arthropoda, Insecta, Diptera, Drosophilidae.
AUUAAUCUCUAGUUUGCACAGUUGGCAGCACUACCAGCUGAGUUGUAGGACUUUUGUUUAGAUUUUCAAUUAACUUAGUUUAAUAUUAAUUUAUUAAUCAACUAAUUGAAUAAAUCCAACUAAAAUGGAUCCUGCACUGCUUCGCGAACGCGAGGCGUUCAAAAAACGGGCAAUGGCCACGCCCACCGUUGAGAAGAAGGCCAAAGUAGAUCGCCCACUCCAGCCCCCUUCCAGCGAUGAUUCCAAGCGGAGAAUGCGUCCGCCCACAGCGCCCAAGCUGGAUGCCAAUACGUACAAGACUAUGUCCGGUAGCUCGCAGUACCGCUUUGGAGUACUGGCAAAGAUCGUGAAGUUCAUGCGGACACGCCAUCAGGAUGGAGACGAUCACCCUCUCACCAUAGAAGAGAUUCUGGACGAGACAAAUCAACUGGAUAUCGGGCAAUCAGUGAAGAACUGGCUUUCAGGGGAAGCGUUGAACAACAACCCCAAAAUAGACGUUAGUCCUUGUGGCUCAAAGUUUAGCUUUAAGCCCGUGUACAAAAUAAAGGACGGCAAAAGUCUAAUGCGUCUGCUGAAGCAGCAUGAUUUGAAGGGCUUGGGUGGAGUUCUUCUGGAGGAUGUGCAAGAAUCCCUGCCACAUUGCGAGAAAGUUUUAAAGAACAGAGCUGCAGAGAUCCUCUUCAUCAUCAGGCCUAUAGAUAAAAAGAAGAUACUUUUCUAUAACGAUAGAACCGCAAACUUUUCGGUGGAUGAAGAUUUUCAGAAACUGUGGCGAUCGGCCACCGUCGACGCCAUGGAUGAUGCUAAAAUCGAUGAGUACCUUGAGAAGCAGGGAAUCCGUUCUAUGCAGGAUCAUGGGCUCAAGAAACCAGUGCCUAAGCGAAAGAAGGCCGCCAACAAGAAGCGGCAAUUCAAGAAACCCAGAGACAACGAACAUUUGGCUGAUGUUCUGGAAACGUAUGAGGACAACACGUUAACUCAGAAAGGAGUGAAUCCCACGUAGAAAUAGUGUUAUCUAGAUUAGGAAAUAAAGAAUUAACUCUCAAUGGAACAAGUACAUUUAAAUUAAAACGUUAUAAAUUUAAU